Molecule: messenger RNA, 633 nt
Organism: Fusarium musae
Lineage: Eukaryota; Fungi; Ascomycota; Sordariomycetes; Hypocreales; Nectriaceae
Exons: 2
Coding region: 1-633 (210 amino acids)
Source: RefSeq, a predicted model, not a curated record
AUGUCUGUCUCUAACAUGAGAUGGCUAUACUUGGGCGCACUCGGUUUCAUCAUCCUCUGGGGCACCUACCAAGGCAUUGGAGUAUUCUUCUUUUGCACACCAAUUCAAUCUUUUUGGGAUGCAGGUGUCAAGGGACGCUGCCUCCUGGCGCAGCCUACUAUAUGGCUCAUCAGUGGCAUCGUGCACAUUGUCACUGACUUCGCAAUCAUCGUCAUGCCUCUACCAAUUGUUUGGAAACUUCAGCUUCCACGAUCCCAGAAGAUUUAUCUCAGUGGUAUUUUCGGCCUUGGAACACUUACUCUCGCGAUCGGUAUUCUCCGCGUGCAGUGGCUCGACCCCGUUACAGACAUGACAUGGUGGAACGUUACAGCAGCUUCAUGGUCCAUGGCAGAGAUCGUGUCUGGAAUAACUUGUGCUUGCCUUCCGACUUUCAAGCCCUUGCUGGUUGGUAUCAAGAAUUGGCUCCAUCGAUCGGAUGAUGGAGACAGCACCAUCUGUCUCCAGGAUCAAGGAAGCAAUGAGCUUACUGGAUCAACCUUGGCUGCAUUUGAGGGUCAUGGAGGUGUCGGUACUGGACCGAAAGUACCAACCAGUAUCGCAAUGUAUGGAACCCAGACGAACAUAUCGGCAUAA